CACACAUGCUAAACUUGAAGAGUUCCACUUCCGUCUCUUCCCAGACUUUGCGACUUGGUUACCAUAGAAUCGGUAAAUAUUUCCAUUGUGUGUAGUGUGACAGUUUUUGGAAAGUUGGUCGGUGGGUAUUCUGCGACAGAAUGUCUUGGAGAAUACCUAAGGACCAAAUAAUGAAAGUAAAUGUGUGAAUUCCAAUUAGGAAGACAUUAAUUAAUGCUGAAAACGAGAGUUGCAGUUAUCUUAAAGGUUCAUCUUGCUGGUCUUGUUGCCAAAGUGACUUUAAGAAGGGAGAAGAACUGCUGACCCUCACCCAAGACAACAUCCAACCAACCAACCAACCAACCAAUCAGUCACCCUACAGAAAUGCAUUUGAAUCAGUUACCCAAAGAAUGUCUGCUAAAGAUAUUCCAAUACCUGCCGUUAGUUGAUGUUAUCUUGGGGGUAAGGUCAACUUGUUCCGAUUGGUACAAACUCAGUUUCAAUGGCGUUCUCUGGAAAACGGUCAAUCUCAACAAUCGGAAUAUGGCGUCACGCAUGAGUGAUGGAAACUUUUUAAAUCUACUUCGUUCUGUUUCAGAAAGUGUUGAAGAGAUUAUUUUUGGUUACAGUCCAACCAUUUCAGAAGUUAGCAUCCUUCACGAAGAAAUUCAAUGCCCUAAUUUAGUCAGCAUUGACUUACGUAGAAUUACUGUUGAUGCCAGUGUUCUAGAGACAUUUCUCACAAAAUAUCCGAGAAUGGAGAAGUUGUCUUUGGAAUUAACACUAGCAGAUAAUUGCACUCAAUUUUUAGAAUUUUUCCAGAACCAGGACUUCUCUUGUUUAAAAACUCUUUCUAUUAUAUUUAAACUUGAGGAGGACUGUGAUAAGAAUCUCCAAGAAGGCCAGGAAUUUGAAGAGGUGCUAUCUAAGUAUCCAACACUGUGUAACUUGAACUCAUUGUUGGUUGAUGCCAUUGUCCCCUGUACAUCUUUACAGUGUUUGUCUAUCAGGUUCAGCUAUUUAUCAGAUGAAACCUUGUAUAAAAUUCUCUCUGCAACUAAGCAAUUGACACACCUUAACAUUGCUGAUUGCAGGUAUGUAACCGGCAAAGCGUUAAAUGCACUCACACUUGACAGUGGACUUGUUAAUUUAAACAUGGAUGACACCUGUGUAACGGACGAUGCCAUUAAAGUAACGGCCGAGAGAUGUCACCGACUGCGGUCUGUCUCAUUGGAAAAUUGUCUGUGCAUAACAGAUAAAGGGGUUAGUGUUUUGGCACAAAACUGUCCCUGUAUCACAGAUUUCUCUCUCAACCACAGAAUUUUUAAUGAAAACACAUUUGAUGAUUUAACUGGUGGAUCAAACAAACAGUCAAUACUCCAAGAUUUUGAGAAAAUGAGUGUCAAACCCUUUUUAAGUGUGACCAAUGUUAGUAUCAUGUCUCUGGUCAACUAUUGUCACAACUUGAGUAAACUCGGUCUUGCUGGUUGCAUGGCCCUCACUGACCAGGCAGUCGAACAGAUAGCCUGUUCUUGUCCUUAUCUAACCCUGUUAAACCUAUCUGCAUGUAUGCAGGUGUCUGAUCGCUCUAUUGAGUUGGUCUUUCAGAAGUGUCAAUUCCUGGAAAUACUUUUCCUUAGAAACUGCAUCAAUGUUACCAAAUUGACUUUCCCUGGCACCAAAACCAGAAUUUAUUCAAAUGAAUGCAAUGUCUCAAAGGAUGCUCAGAAUGUGACUGAUUCUUGUGAUAACAUGACCAGAAGUUGUGAACCAGUAGUUGAAGCAGCCGAGAAAAUACCUGACCAAGACAAUGCCCAUUGCCAAUUGCAUCAGCAAUGUCUUUGUAAACAGGAUUUUAAAUUGACCAUUUUGAAUCUGAAUUUCUGCACACAGAUUUCAGACACAUCACUCAUGCAGAUAGCACACAACUGUCCACGGCUGCACAAGUUAUUCUUAUGCAGUUGCAUUCAGAUCACUGACUCUGGCAUUGGAGUGAUUGCAAAGAUGUGUCCCCUACUCAAUACUUUGGACAUUAGCGGUUGGUCAGUUUGUAAUGGGGAACACAUGCAACUGACCGACCACAGCCUGAUGGAACUCUCUGUCCAUAGUCAGUACCUGUCGUGUCUGGUUGUCGUUCGAUGCAUGAACAUCACAGUAAAGGGCGUCUGUGCUGUUCUCUCUAAGUGCAGCAAAUUGCGCAAGGUUUGUAUCAGCACUGGUGUGCACUUCAGAGUUAGCAGCGUCGCUUUGCACACCAGUUUGCAGAAAAUCGAAGCUUACACUUCCCUGAAGAAUUACAAAGAUUCAAACCAAGAUAACUUCAUCGUUCUUGAUUUGUACCCUUAUAACAAGAGGUUACUUUAGAUACCCCUGUUGAUCAAUAUCUACCCCAAUGUACACUCCCAGCUGUAGCCACCUUGCCUGCAAAUCUUCAGAUGUGGCUAGCACAUCCAUUCAACCCAUAGUGGUUUAGUGUCAAUUGUACCUCACAGGGCUGUCUAUAUCUCCCAGAGCUUUUGAGAAAGUUUCACCACAUCAUGGAACUGCUAUACCACCUUACCACACUUCUUUAUACCUCACUCUGUAACUAACAUUGAAGCACAACACCAUAACAAUAUCCCACCACUCAAACACACCACAGAGCUCCUUAUUUCCUGUUUUCUCUGCUUGUGGCAGAAUGCUCACCAACAUAAGACAGUUGCCUCUAUAGUAUGAAUUUAUAUUAUUGGACAUAUCAUGAUAGUUUUAUCAGCCAUACUGUUUCCAGCUUAAGGCAUGCUGGAAACAGGUAUUAAUUUUGGAGUUUUCUUUCUAGAUUAAUUGCUUUCACUGCAGCUAAGUAGCUCACUCUACCCUUACAGAAAUAUAUCAAUCCCAUUGAUGGGACCCUUCCUGGUACCACCAUUCAAGGUCUGAGUGGACCAGGGAGUGAUGGUAACUCCAUGCUCCCCACAACUCAAGAACUCCCAAACGGGAGCUUUACUCUUAUAUGCUGGCUUGGGACAUGUUGGAAAAAGGUAUUAAUUUUGGAGUUUUCCUUCUAGAUUAAUUGCUUUCACUACAUCAAAAGAGCACAGUCUACCCUUACAAAAAUAUAUUCAACCUAUAGACAGGAUGCUAACAGGUACUACCAUUCUGGGUUUGAACAGAUCUGGGAGUAAUGGUAACAAAGGAGUGACUCCACAUUUCCCAGAACUCCAGACCUGAAGCCUUGUUCUUAAUAUGCCAGCUUAGGGCAUGUUGGAAGUGGGUGUUAAUUUUGGAGUUUUCUUUCAUCACAGCUAAGGAGCUCAAUCUAACCUAACAAAAAUCUAUUCAAUGGGAUACUGAAAGGUACUACCGUUCCCAGUCAUAAAGGACCUAGGAGUAAUACUAAUUAAGGGAUGACUCCAUGCUCCUCACAACACCAGAACUAUCAAACCAGAGUCUCACCACCAGAUAUAGUUUAAUGUCAUACUCAGGACAAGCCUCUUUUACCUUUGGGAGAUCCAUUUAACCCCUAGGUGUGACCCCGACAGGUACUACUGUUCCAGGUCUGAAUGGAUCUGGCCCUAACGGUAAUUAAGGGGUGACUUUACACUCCCCAGAACUUCAGAAUUCCCAAACUGGAACCUCCCCACCACAUGUAGUUUAAUUUCAUACCCAGAACAAACCUCUUUUACUCCUUUGAAAUUUAUUUAAUUCAUAGAUGGGACCCUGAUGAGUACUACCAUUCUAUGUCAAAAAGGAUCAGGGAGUACUGGUAAUUAACCCCUUUGAUAUCAACCCACCCAAGUUCACCCUUGCUUCUGUGAUACAAACUUACCAUUUUAAGGGGAUCUAAAUAAAAAUCUCCCAUGAAGCUUCUAUAUUAAUUUAUGCCCCAAUUAUCAGCUUUGUAAUGAUGAAGAUGUUUUAGUAAAUUCUUAAUUAUUUUCAAAAUUAAUUAAAAUAAAGAAGGUGCCCCUAUUCAAAAUCUUGUACACCCAGUCAUAAGAAAUACAUUUAAUGCCACCCGAGUGGGCAUAGAUUAAGUGUGAAAUGGACUAUAUACCUCUUAACUCCCUAACAUACUGCUGGUGAUACAAUUGACUCUGCCCCUUUCAACCUUACAAAAUUUAGCUUUUUGCCUAUGCAAAAUAAGUAGUAUUAUUCUUUUUAACUCAGGUUUUUGUUGAAACUCCUGGAGUCUUGCAUGCGUAGUGAGCUUGCUGCCUGCAGCCUACGGUAUGAUGCUAUCAACUAAUUAAUACUUUCCUUAUUAUUAUUAUUGUUGUUGUUGUUAUUAAGGUGGCUAGCUGGCAGCAUCGUUAGCACGCUGGGCGAAAUGCUUAA
Octopus bimaculoides (California two-spot octopus) is the source of this 4293-nucleotide messenger RNA. RefSeq lists its product as uncharacterized. Lineage: Eukaryota; Metazoa; Mollusca; Cephalopoda; Octopoda; Octopodidae. Gene Ontology annotation, molecular function: protein binding. The record is from RefSeq and is a predicted model, not a curated record. Gene Ontology annotation, biological process: SCF-dependent proteasomal ubiquitin-dependent protein catabolic process. Gene Ontology annotation, cellular component: SCF ubiquitin ligase complex.